Molecule: messenger RNA, 2402 nt
Organism: Coregonus clupeaformis (lake whitefish)
Lineage: Eukaryota; Metazoa; Chordata; Actinopteri; Salmoniformes; Salmonidae
Product: coiled-coil domain-containing protein 24
Exons: 9
Coding region: 93-1436 (447 amino acids)
Source: RefSeq, a predicted model, not a curated record
GUGGAUUUUCUUUUGAACAUUUUUAUUUACAUCAGCCUUGUGCUAGAAAUAGUUUAUUCUAAGCAUAGGUAGAGGGAGACUGAUCUCGCGAUAUGUCUGCCUUGGAGACAAGAACGCUUACACUGGAUACAGGAAGCAACAAGAUAAAGUGCCUCAUGGAAGAAACCGAAUGUCCACAAUCAGUGUGGAAUCUUAUCGUGGACCAUGUCCCUGAGUCAGAGCUCCCAGAGAUCCGGGUCCUUCUUGGAGAGACUCUGAUUGACAUAUACACAGAGAUGUAUUCUGAGGUGACAAUGUGGCAGCAGAUUUGGCAGACGUUGCGCCAUAAAAAGGGUAACAGGCCGAAGUCCCCUCGCUCCCCCCUGGCUGACCCCCCUGCUAUCAAGGAGCUGCUGAAAGCUGAGAUCCAACUGCUGCUGGGCACCGUGAGAGAGAGAGCAUCCCAGGAGGGCAGGGAUGGAGACGCAGACUUGUUCCGGUACAGUCCUAGUGUGGUGAAUUACGCCUUGAGUGUCCCUAGCAACCAUUGUGACACUGUGAAUAGUAGGCCUACCUCUAGUGGAAUACAAUUCAGCCAGAGCCAACAAGCAGAAAGGUCCUGUUCGCGGAGCUCAGUCACUUCUACUACCAGCCAAGAUGACAUUGAUGCCAUGAGACACAAGCUGAACAUCACUCACAUAGACGACAUUGUGGCCCACCUCAAAUCAGUCCUGUCAGAAGAAUGUGAGGUGCUGAAAAGCCAAGUUCAGUUUCUGCAGGAUAGUGUGGAACAGGAGCACCAGAAACAGCAUGAUGUCACUGAGGCUCCAGAGCCCACUGUAACAGAGCUGAAGGAGGAGAGGAGAGUCAUCCAGAUGGAUCUGAAGAGGCAGAGUCUCAGUCUCAGCCUCACCUACUGUCCCUCCUCCUCCCCUGUGGAAACACGCCUGCAGAUGAGAUCCAGGUCGACAGGAUGGACAGGUUUUCCUGCGGAUGAGACCCAGAGACACUUGACCCCUGUGGUAGCCCCCAGACCCCAUCCUCCUCAUACCAGGCCACCUCUAGUAGCAUCUCUAGUAAGGAGGAUUCCUCUGUUAGACAGGAUGAGAGGCCAGCCACACAGCUCACCCAACAUCAGAGGACCCAGCCCUCUCCAACCCUCUGAAUAUGAACAGCUAAGGACUUACAGCCAGAGCUCUGAGGCUUCCCACCCCUGUAACAGAGGACCCACCACCACCCAAGACAGGGACAGCUACCGACCACCCCUGGUCGCCUCUGCCAGUACAGUAACAACCCUUGGACCAUACCUUAAUCCUGCCUCAGAACAGAGAGUAAAGGGCAGAAUUUGCAGGCGUAGUGGUCAGGCUGUGACUGAGGGAGCUCAAAGACAUGAUGACUCAUGGUCAGACACAGUAAACAGCUGGCCCUGUCUGUUUCUGUUGGACACCGUACUCUAGGCUCCUCCACACAGCCUCCUGGGAGCAAAGGGAGCUGUGAGCAGAUGAGCCCCGUAAGCAUGUUCCACCCUGCGCCCCCCGCCAUGCAGAGGACAGCCAGUAGAGGGCAGAGUGCGGGCAGGCACCUGUGUCUGCCACAGGGGGACAGCCUGGUCAGCUCCUUGUGAACUAAACUCUUUACUACAGAAGAAGAGGAUACACAGGCAGCCUAAUUCUGAUCUUUUUUUAAUUAAUUGGUCUUUUGACCAAUCAGAUCAGCUCUGAAAAAAGAUCUGAUGUGAUUGGUCAAAAGACUGAUUAGUGGGAAAAAUAUCAGAAUUGGGCUGACUAUGUAAAGGCGACCUCUGAUACUGUAAUGUAUGUUCUACCUGCAGUCUGGUCAAUGUAUGUCACUCCUAAAAUGAGAUAUCCUCACAAACAAGUGUCUUAUCAGAGGUCAAUAGUACUCAUACUUGUAAAAGGGAUGUCGUAAUCUCUUUAAUAUAAAGAAUUUGAGUGCUGGCAUUGGCUAUAGUCUUCCUCAAUGAGCCAAGAGGCACAGGGAUGUUAUAUGGUGAUUUUCAAGAGACUGAUAGAAGACCUGAAAGAGAACACAAGACAAUAUGGUUGAAUGCUUUCGAAAUUAUUAAACAUUUUAUCUACCUAUUCAACCAUUUAAUGAAUGUAUUUGGAUAAAUGUUCAAAUGUCUGUAAUACAUGUUUUAUUACGGAUCUGCUUUCUCCCAUCUAACAAAAGCGAUUACCUGUUCAGAAAGAGAAAACACUGCAUGUUGUGUAAUCUAGAUGGGACAUAAACCACACUUGAGUGAUCUUUAAAAUAGAUUUUAUUUACCAUUUGUAAUUGAACAGUUUACGAUAUACAGCUGACAUGACUAAGACAAUUCGAUGGAUUUUGGCCCCAAGGUUCAAGAGACAUGGUUAGAUAUAUACACUGCUCAAAAAAAUAAAGGGAACACUUAAACAACA